AUGGCGGAACAAAUCCCAGGGCAGGAGUACGAGUAUGAAGCUCUUCCUUCCAACUAUGGUCUCGGCCACAACAUGCUCGCCGGUGCUUUCGCAGGAAUAGCGGAGCACUCUGUUAUGUACCCUGUCGAUUUAUUAAAGACUCGAAUGCAGAUUUUACAUCCGUCUACUGGAGGCCUAUAUACCGGUAUCACGAAUGCAGUGUCGACGAUUUAUCGCAUUGAGGGAUGGCGGACAUUAUGGAAGGGCGUGUCGAGUGUGAUAGUUGGUGCUGGUCCUGCACAUGCGGUGUACUUUGGCACAUAUGAAGUUGUCAAGGAGCUGGCGGGUGGUAAUGCGGACGACGGCCACCACCCGGUCGCUGCUGCCCUUAGUGGAGCGUGUGCGACGAUUGCCAGCGAUGCCCUCAUGAAUCCAUUUGAUGUUAUCAAGCAGCGCAUGCAGGUUCAUGGCUCCGUUCAUAAGACUAUCGCUCAAUGCGCGAGGUCGGUUUACCGAACGGAAGGACUCCAAGCAUUUUACGUCUCUUAUCCCACCACCCUCUGUAUGACUGUGCCAUUCACUGCGACCCAGUUUGUGGCAUACGAGUCGAUAUCGAAAUUCAUAAACCCCAAGAAAGACUACGAUCCAUUCACUCAUUGCAUUGCCGGAGGUCUCGCUGGUGCCGUUGCGGCUGCAAUCACCACUCCUCUCGACGUGAUCAAGACGUUACUCCAGACUCGCGGUCUCGCAGUGGACCAGGAGAUCCGCAGUGCCCGAGGCCUGUUUAAUGCUGCGGCUAUCAUCAAGCGCCAAUUCGGAUGGAAGGGAUUCCUUCGUGGCAUGCGACCUCGCAUUGUUUCUACCAUGCCCAGCACAGCGAUUUGCUGGACGUCUUACGAGAUGGCCAAGGCCUAUUUCAAAAACCAAAUGACCGACAAAUAA
Talaromyces proteolyticus is the source of this 921-nucleotide messenger RNA. RefSeq names its product putative mitochondrial carrier protein. Bases 1 to 921 code for a protein of 306 amino acids. Gene Ontology annotation, biological process: iron import into the mitochondrion. The record is from RefSeq and is a predicted model, not a curated record. Gene Ontology annotation, molecular function: ferrous iron transmembrane transporter activity. The transcript is spliced from 8 exons. Gene Ontology annotation, cellular component: mitochondrial membrane. NCBI's taxonomy places the organism in Eukaryota, Fungi, Ascomycota, Eurotiomycetes, Eurotiales, Trichocomaceae.